Oldenlandia corymbosa var. corymbosa is the source of this 2059-nucleotide messenger RNA. Lineage: Eukaryota; Viridiplantae; Streptophyta; Magnoliopsida; Gentianales; Rubiaceae. The record is from the annotation of a GenBank genome assembly.
AUCUAUAAGUCGAUUUUAACAUUCUCAUCUCCCCAUUUUUUUUCUCAUUUUCAUAUUUAGCAGCUCAAGAUCAAAAAAUACGAAUGCGAGUUACUUCUUCAUCUGAGCCCAAGAUUCCAGGCUGAUUUUAUUGACUUAUUGGGGCCAUUUUUAAGGGGCCCAUCUUCGAAAACCAAACGCUUUCGUUUUUCGUUUUCUUUCCGCCUCAGCAAGUUGAACACCGCAGGACGAUCUCUAACUGUUUGAUAAUUUGAUCUUUCCUAUCAGAUUCUCAUUUCUCCCGAACUUAGGUAGAUCUCAGUUCUUGUCUCCGUGUGUGUCAAGAUUAGGCGGUAGUGAGAUUAACAGUGACCCCUUCUCAAGCAUAUAGUGUGAAUUUUAUAUUGUUGCUUUAGUUGCAUAUUAACUGUUCGUAGGAAUGCCGCACCGAGAUGGUGUUGCUAAAACUCUUUUAGGACAAUUGCUAUGCAACAGACGGAUGCCCCUCAUGAAUCUUCAUAAUUGCUUGCUGCAGUGUCGAAUGAUGACCACCAGCAAAAGGGUUCAAGAUAGGAGCAAGCGAAAACGAGUUCAGGACCUUGAAGUUUCUCUGGAGAAGCACAAAAUACUUUCCAAGAUUCUAUUUUUAUUUGAAAUCUUGAAGCAACAGCCAGAGCAAGUCAUGCCCAUCAGAGACUUGGAUAGACACAGAAGGCAAAUUAACCUUCCCAAACCCCACAAGUUAUCUGCCUUUCUUAGGAAGUCGCCGAAACUUUUUGAGUUGUACAAGGAUGACCACGGAACCUCGUGGUGUGGGAUAACUAAACUGGCUGAGGACUUAGUUGAGGAGGAAGAAAAAAUCAUUGAAGAGAAUAGUUUCAAAGCUGUGGAAUAUGUCUGUAGAAUGCUGAUGAUGUCGGUCGACAAGAGGCUUCCGUUGGAGAAAGUUGCACAUUUUAGGAGAGAUCUAGGGUUGCCGUUUGAUUUUAGGACCAAGUGGGUGCAUGAAUAUCCCAAACAUUUUAAAGUCGUGCGGCCAUUUUUACCGCUUGAUGAGAGGGAAUAUUUGGAGCUUGUCGAAUGGAAUCCUAGUUGGGCUAUCACCGAGUUGGAAAAGAAGUGGAGGAGAACUCAGGGGAUGAAGUUGGAUGAUCCUGAUCGUGUUCCAGGGCUGCUUUCUUUAGAGUUUCCUAUGAAGUUCCCCCCCAAUUAUAAAAAGAUGUUGUCGCGAUAUUCUGAGCAAAUUAGCAACUUCCAGAAGAGGGAGUAUCUGUGCCCGUAUGCUGAUGCUAGAGAUUUAAAAGCAGGAUCACAUGAAUUCGACAAGAGGGCAGUUGCAGUUAUGCACGAGCUACUGAGUUUCACGAUUGAGAAGAGGCUGAUAACUGAUCAUUUGACACAUUUUAGAAGGGAAUUCGUGAUGCCACAGAAGCUGAUGAGGCUGCUGCUGAAGCAUUUUGGUAUCUUCUAUGUUUCAGAGAAGGGUAGGAGAUUUAGUGUGUUCUUGAAUGAGGCUUACGAAGGUUCGGAGUUGAUUGAAAAGCAUCCGCUCAUUGUUUGGCGGGAGAAGGUAGAUAAAUACAUAGGUUAUAGAAGGAAAAAGAGUCCAUUCAUGGGACUGGAAUAUUUAUCUGAAAUGGAAGAUAAAGACCUGCUUGAGAGUGACUCUGAGCAUGAUAGUAUCAGUGUUGAGAGUGAACAGAAGGAUGCCAUGCAUAAUUUCAAUGAUGUCUCAUCUUCAGACAGUUCUGAGAUGGAGAUUGAAGAGAUUUAUGCAGCAUACGAAGAUUGAAACUCUGUGCCUGAUUGUGCAGAACUCCAGAUACAAAAAAUUUGAAGGCUUCCAAGUUGGACAAAAAGUAUAGAGGGCAUAGAAGGCCUCCAAAGAUGAUGGUGAUAUUGGCGCUGUGGCUCAAGCCUAAUAAGUGCUGGUUUUUCAACUGUAAUUAAAGUAAGAAUCGGCUGGAAUUUUUUCAGAUUGAUGAUGAUCAAUUUGGUCAUGGGUGAACCGUGGAAAGAUUGGUAUUUCCAUCUCCAUUGUCUCAAAUUUUUAUAUAUAUAUAUAUAUAAGGUUGAAGCA